Messenger RNA from Funneliformis caledonium, 1698 nucleotides. NCBI's taxonomy places the organism in Eukaryota, Fungi, Glomeromycota, Glomeromycetes, Glomerales, Glomeraceae. The record is from the annotation of a GenBank genome assembly.
AUGAAGAAUAUCGUUGCAAUCUUAGCUUUUGUUCUUUUCGCCCUUACCAUUUUUGGCGCUGAUGCCGCAAGUAACAGUUCCUUGAAAAAAUGUCGAAAUGAUUUGAAAAAAGAACAAAGUAAACUUAAAUCUUGUAAAAAUCAAGUAGAUAGGAAGGCAAAGGAGACUUCUGAACUUGCAUUUGACCCAACUCCAGAAGCUAUUGUAAAGAAUUUGCCACAAGAUUAUUGCUCAAAAUUCAAAAAAGGAGGUUCAAGAGCCGGCCAAUUAACACAAGCUAAUGGACAACAAAUCCUUACUGGUAUUUGCUCCAACACACCACUAGGAGAAAUUCCAAAACUUGAAAAUAUGCCAUCGACCCUUAUUCUUUCCCCAAAGAAUGGUGAAAAAAUUCAGAAGAACAAAGCAUUCGAAGUUCUAGUUCAUACCACGAAAGUUGAUUUUGGAUUUUUCAGUGAUCCAAAUUCUCUAUAUAAUGCCCUCCCACAAGCAUUAAACGAUAAAGGUCAAAUCAAAGGACAUCAACAUGUUACCAUCCAAUUCCUCGGUAAUAAGGAUAACAAUACACCACCAGAACCUACUAUAUUUAGUUUCUUCAAAGGUCUUAACGAUCCAUCAAAGACUGGAAAGUUGGAAACCCUUGUCGAACUUGGUUUACCAAAAACAGGAUUAUACAGAAUGUGCACCAUCUGCUCAUCCAACAGUCAUCAAGGUGUUGUAUUGAAUGGAGAAUCGAGCACCGCCGCACAAAAAUAUGGUGAAAGAUCAACAUGCGAUUCUUCUAACAGAGUAAUAAUGUUACAAGGCCUUGACCCGAAUUCAACUCAAGGAAGAAUAAGGAAAGCAUUUGAGGAUAAUGGUUUAAAGGUCACAGUCGAUUAUCAAAGAGACGAUACUAUAGGUUACGUUCAUUUACAUUUACCUAUGGCCAAAGAAGUCGUUCAUCGUAUUACGAGUUCUGGCGGGUUAAGAGUUGGUUCCGAGUAUGUGGUGUUACGUGCUUUAGAAGGAACAGAAGAAGUGAUGUAUUGGACGGUAUACGCAGCUUCAAACCUUCCCACUUCUUUAAGGUCACCGGGUAAAAGCAAGAAAUUACUUACCAAAGGUCGUCGUAAGAUGCGAAGCCGAUCAUACCCUUACCCUUCUAUGGAUAUCGAUGAAGAUGUGGAUCAACCAUUUGAUAAAGCUUUAUCAAAACUACAAAAGAAGAAAAGUUCCAGGUUGAAGCGUGCAAUUAAAAAACCCAGGAAAAUACCGAAUAACAGGACCGCAGCGAAACAAUUUCACAUGCAACUGAAGGCUGCCAUCAAUAUGGACAUCGAUACAUCAAAUUCUCUGGUGAAGAAGGAAGGAAUAAAUAGUAGCAUGUCACGUUUUUUAUCAUCCAGUCCAAUGAUAAUUUCUGAAAGGUUAAGUGAUUAUUCAUUGCAAUCUAUUCAAGAAAGUCAAUCGUUUGCCGAUAUUAUUACCACUGAAACCACCAAUUCUAGUGGAAUGUUUGGAAUUUCUUCACAUUCUCAACAAUUUUAUCAUCGUUCAACCCGCCAACAAGCUUCUGCCAGUAUGGAGUUAAGGGAUAAUGUUUACUCUUCUAUCACGUCUGAUGAAACGGAUGAAGUUGAAAAAAAAUUCAAGUAUCUCUCAGUAAAUUCUGGUAAUGAAUUGAUGAAAAAAUUCAGUGGAGAAUACUAUCAAUGA